Messenger RNA from Polistes dominula (European paper wasp), 3624 nucleotides. RefSeq lists its product as uncharacterized. Gene Ontology annotation, molecular function: calcium ion binding. The record is from RefSeq and is a predicted model, not a curated record. NCBI's taxonomy places the organism in Eukaryota, Metazoa, Arthropoda, Insecta, Hymenoptera, Vespidae.
GUAUAACCGAGAUGCAUCCUCGAAAGAGGGAGUGAGAUCGGGGGCAGAGAUUCAAACUUGAAAUCUAAAACGACGAACACUCAGAGUCACGCGAGUGGUCGUGCGAUACGGCUCGAGCGUUUGAAAACGGACGACGAUAAAACAGGCGGGUAAAAUCGCGCGCCAUGUGCGAUCGGAGAAGUUUCAGAUUAAAAAGGAUCCUCUGUGUUCUAUCCUUUGUCAUUGGUAUCCUUCUACCAAUCGGAUAUUGCCAAAAUGCUGAACCACGUGGAUCAUUUGGCAGUAAAAGUAUCGCAAGGAGGAUGGAUCUUCUACGUGACACUGAACGUCUCGACGAACGACGAUUCAACUGGGACGUGUCUCUCGAUGGGGAAAAGAUGCUCGAAGAGAAUACAAGGAGCCUCUCCUCUUUGGAGGGAACGUCGAAGGAUGAGAAGGAUGAGGAGGAGAAGAAGAAGGAUACCGUGUUCCGGUUAAACGGAGAAAAUAAAAACGUCGGUCUUCAUCCAUCGGAGGAGGUUCGUCCGAGAGCUUCUUCCUACCUUCGUCAGACUUUGAAUACCACUACCAUGACGACAACGUUAGUCGGUGAAAGACGAAGAUCAACGAACAUUAACAACGAUAAGGCAAAAACUCGUAAGAAAAAUCGUCGAAUAAAAAAUAAUAAUAAUAAUAAUAAUAUGCAAAAUAAUAAUCCAUCGUAUAACAUUGAUACGGACAUUCGUGAUAACGAGAUAAAAGGUAGUGGAAGAAUAUCACAAACGAAUGUUGAAAAAUUAAACAUGGAUUCGUCUGUGUUGUCAUCAUCAUCGUCAUCGAAAAAGUCGAGGUACUCUCAAACGAGAAAGUUUCGUGCAGAACGACGAAGAAGACGAAAGAAUAGGGAUAGGAAAAGAAAUGGUGGUGGUGGUGGUGGUAGUGGAGGUAGAAAAAGGUUCAGGCAAAACGAGGAUAAAAAGGACGACGAUGAGAGACGAACGUCGAAGUUUAAGAAACGACUGAACGAUCCUUCUUCCAUGGAACGAGAUCACCAACUCUUCAACAACAAUUCUACGAACAUAGGUACGACGUUUUUGAACGUUAAGAACGUCAGCAUUUUCGGACAGGAUUCUACUAACAAUUUGGAGAGUUUCGAUUCGACGAGUACCGGUGGUCCUUCCAAUCUUCGUGCACCACCACAACCACCACCACCACCACCAAUGACGACUACUACGAUAGUAAAUGGGGAGAAAAAAAGUUUAAACCAAGUUUUACCAUCACCUCGUAGAGAUGUGUAUGCCGAAAAUGUUGAGAGGGAACUUUCCAAACAGCUGGAAAAGGAAAUCGCUAGAUCAGGUAUGAUCAAUUUAAAUGACCGAGUACUUAGCAGUUCUACCAAUCAUCGAGAUAAUACACCAUUGUACGAUGAUAAAUAUAAAGUAUCUAACGAGAUAACUGUAGAUGACAGAGUUAGAUUCGGUAAUUCGCGUUACGACGCUGACAAAAUGUUAGGUUAUUCACGUACGGAGGAAGACUUACCAAUACUUGACCUUGAAAAUGAAGUACUAGCAAGAACAAUGAAGGAUUAUAACGCUUACAUGACAUCAAGCUUAAAACUACGCCAAGAUCGUCCUCCAAAAUUCACUUCACCAUCUCGGUUACAUGAUCAACCAAUCGUCUCUUUAACUAGUACCACAACUACUACUACCACUACUACUAGUUCUAGUAGUAGUACUACCAAUACGUUCGACGAGGAUAAUCUGAAAGGCGACUUAUCCUGCAUAAACGGGACUUUCUUGCCGGCACCACUGGCACGACACGCUCUUAUCAAAUAUGUAAAAUCAUCCGUGCCAGGUCACGAGUAUCUCGAAGCUGAUUACGAGUGUGCACCUGGUUUUUACAUGAUCUCAACGGGAAGUCGAUUAUUAUGUAAAAAUCGUCAAUGGAUCGGUCAAGUACCAAAAUGUAAACUCAAACAAGCACCUGAUGGUGUCUGUUCUGAAGUAUCCUGCGAACACGUUUGUAAGGAAAUCGAUGGUAGAGCUGUUUGCUCUUGUUAUAAUGGAUUUCGUUUGGAAGCAUACAAAUGUAUAGACGUGAACGAAUGCGAGGAGAACAACGGCGGCUGUGAGUACAAAUGCGUGAACACUCCUGGAUCUUUUCGAUGCGAAUGUCCGAAGGGAAUGAAACAGGGCGAGGACAGGUUCACGUGCAUAGAUAUAAAUGAAUGUUUGUUGAACAACGGACACGGUCCUUGUCAGGACACAUGUCGUAACCUCAUAGGUGGUUACGAAUGUUCCUGCGAGGGUCUUCAGGACACUGUCCUGUCUGCCGAUAACCACACGUGCCAGAAUGCAGGUCCAUGCAGUGUCAACAAUGCCGGAUGUUCUCACACUUGUCUCUCGACGAUGGGUCGAGUGUUCUGCCUCUGUCCGGACGGCUUCAUGCUCGAGGACGACUGGAAGACCUGUCAAGACGUAGAUGAAUGUGCAGUACCCGAUCUUCAAACGGAAGUGUGCCGUUACGGAUGUAUCAACACCCAAGGAUCUUACAGAUGCGCUGAACCAAUGGAGCUGAAGGAUCAACCGAUAGCAGACAGCCUCUCCAUCACUUGCCUGCCCGGAUACGAGGUGUCCGCAGACGGUAUUUGUGUGGAUAUUGACGAGUGUUCGAUUGACAACGGGGGUUGCAAGGAAGUAUGUGAAAACACAGACGGCAGUUUCUUCUGUGCUUGCGACGGAGAUGAAAAAACACUCUCUUCCGAUGGAAAAACUUGCAUGAAUAUAGACAACGUUGUUUGUCCACCAUUAAAUCCUGCGGGAAGGGGUUACCUGAUGUGUUCACGAAUGGCUGGACCAAAAUCAUGGCGAGGUAGACGAAAGAUAACAAAUCAUCCUGGUACCAAAUGUUUCCUCAAAUGUCCUCAUGGUUAUCAGCUUCAUGGGGAAUACGAGCUUACUUGUCAAUCCGAUGGUAAUUGGGAUGGUCCGAAACAUGGUGAAUGUGUUAGAUACAGUAAGCCAAGAUUGGAAUGUCCAAAGGAUGUAGUAGCGGAAUUACCACCAGGACGAGAUGAAGCUUUCGUGACGUUCGAUCAACCUUCGACAGAUCUUGAUUGGUUCCGUUAUGUACGAUCUAAACCAUCCUGGGGUACAAGAUUGGAAGCCAAUUUAAAAGUUGGUACACACGAAGUUAACUUUUUUGCGAGACACCCGGUAUCGAAGAAACAAGCCAGCUGUGUAUUGCGUAUCAUCGUCAAAGAAGGUGAAGCACCAAAAGUGAAAGAUUGUCCAAAUGAUAUAGAAGUGACCGGUAAAAAUGGGACAUCGAUAACCUGGACAGAACCGAUCUUUACGGACAACGUCCAAGUAACACGAAUAAACAGCAACGAGAGUCCAGGACGUCCGUUUGAUAUUGGUGGACACAGAAUAGAAUACGAAGCUAACGACGAAGCAGGUUGGUCCAGCAAAUGCGUCUUCACUUUGGUUCUACGAGCUGAGUAAAAAAAAAUAACAAUAAAAAUACAAAAAAAAAAAAAUGAAGAAGAAGAAGAAGAAGAAGAAGAUAAAGGGUUGUAGGUUCAUAGAUGUGGGUGGGUGGUGAUACCAAUGGUCGAGAAUAAGAUGAACAGGUAUCAAACGGAAA